AUGCGGAGUGCGGUGCAGUUGUUGACUUGCUUGGUAGUGUCUCAGGCUCAGAGGCAGAAUACAGGUGCUGCUGAUAUACCAGUUAGUGCGAGAGUUCGUGAUUUUAUUAAUAUAGACCCUCUAGUGUUUACCGGAUCAGACCCCAAGGAGGACCCACAGACUUUUAUUGACCAGGUUCAUCAUACACUACAGGUUAUGCAUGCUAGUGAUAUGGAGGAAGUAGAAAGCAGUGUCAGGCCCCAGUCUUCAAGGAGUUCGGCGCCACCUAUAGCUAGUGCUCUUCCUCAGUUUCAGAGCCUCGAUAUGAUCGAUUUACCUAUUCUAGUCCAGGUCAGAAUUUGCGUGCAUUGGGCUCACAAUAUCACAGAUACCAGUCUGAUGAGAGAUCAGUGCGGCAAGGCCCACUUUGGACUGUGUCGUCGAGGUUCUGAUGCUUGUUAUUCUUGCGGACAGCCUGGCCACAUGAUGCAGGAUUUUCCUAACAGAGGAGGUGGUGGUAUGUCUCAGCCGACUGGAUCUGUGUCUGGUUCUUCCUUAUCAGUUCGACCUCCAGCACGGGGUUUUCAGCCGUCGACAGGUUGUGGUAGAGGUAGAGGUGCAGUGCCGAGUUUGAGUGGUGCUCAUUAUCGAACCUAUGCUCUAGUAGGUCGAUAG
Messenger RNA from Nicotiana attenuata, 654 nucleotides. RefSeq lists its product as uncharacterized. The transcript has 2 exons. NCBI's taxonomy places the organism in Eukaryota, Viridiplantae, Streptophyta, Magnoliopsida, Solanales, Solanaceae. The coding region runs from base 1 to 654 and encodes 217 amino acids. Gene Ontology annotation, molecular function: nucleic acid binding; zinc ion binding. The record is from RefSeq and is a predicted model, not a curated record.